UCCUGCAGGCGGCACGAGCACAGCCUGAGUGACGUCUCUCUGCUCUCUUAGGAUCCGCGAGUCUCUCUGUGUGUGAGAGAGAGUGUUUUUGCAUCGCGCUCCUGUUUUGCAUCUACAUCAGUUUUUCCGAGUGCUCGUAAAAACGAAAAGUGACGGAGACUGAAACACGGCUGCUGAUCUGGUCGUGACCGCGCUCGCCUUUAGACUCUCAAGCUCGUUGAUUAUCAUCGCUUGUUUUUUUCAUCGUGAGCGAUUUUUACAGUCAGCGGGAUCAUGUCAGAAGUGCUGCCGUACGAGGAGAACAUCUCUCAUUACGGUGCUGAUGGAGAUGAGGAGCAGAUUUCCCUCACCUGUCGCCUGCAGAACAACAGCAGCAACUUCUACAGUUCUGCGCAGAACAAACGAGCUCCGAAACUCGGACAGAUCGGGCGCAGCAAGCGAGUUGUCAUAGAAGACGACAGAAUUGACGAAGUCCUGAACAACACAGCGGAGAAGUCAUCAGCGGGAGUGUAACGCUCAUGGACACUGUUAAAGCGUCAGGAAAUCAUGGGUUCUGUGCAUUCUGCAUUUAAAGCACUUUGCAGUCCCGCUUAGCAUGGGUUGAAUUUCACGGUGCGGCAGCAGGCGAGGACCAGCCCAAAACAAAGAGGGAGUCCGUCCUGCUUUACGUCUCUCUUUAAGGGCAUGAUUCAUAUCCCUACUUAUAAAGCGACAUAUUGACGCUGGACAUAGAGUCCUAUGUUGUUUCAUACAUGUGGAGUUGGUCUGUAGUGGUCCAGAUUCAGUUUAUAUUGUGCGAGGAAUGCUUUGAUAUCACAAGCACACCAACGUUUCGUUCUUUAGUUUGCACUUGGUUCUUAGGAAUCAGGUUUUGUGCUCAAUUAAAGUGUUUUUUUCUACUUUAAAUAUACUUUAUUUUGCAGAAACGAUGGACUGAGAUUUUUUUAAUAGAAUGAGAAAGUAAAGUUUUAAAAUACUCAUUGUUUUCCAUGUUACACAUUGUAAUUUUUCUUUCGAUGUGGCCUGCAAACUGCCUGCUUAGCUUGAAAGCUUAUUUUUAUAUCAAGCAGCGAUUCCCGAAAAGGAAAACAAAAGCUGCUAAUUUGUGUAAUAGUCGUAGCACUCUCAGCUAAAUGGAUUUUGAUCACUAGUGUGCCAAAAUAUGCCGGUCGACGUUUGUCUCUGUUCACCCGAGUAAUGUGAAGUUUUCCAGACCUGCCUCUUAUAUAUGUUUCAGGGCUUUUUCGGUAACACUUUAUAAUAACUACACACUAUGAAUCAUUUAUUACGCAUUAGCGAAUAGUUCAUUCAUUAUCUGUUAAGCAUUAACUCUACAUUUAUAAACAUUCGUAAGCAGUUUAUAACUGCAGUUACAAAGGCUUUUUCUUGACUUAAAAGCACAAUUAAAA
Danio aesculapii is the source of this 1409-nucleotide messenger RNA. It is a transcript of the gene camk2n1b, whose product is annotated as calcium/calmodulin-dependent protein kinase II inhibitor 1b. The transcript is spliced from 2 exons. Lineage: Eukaryota; Metazoa; Chordata; Actinopteri; Cypriniformes; Danionidae. Bases 274 to 513 code for a protein of 79 amino acids. Gene Ontology annotation, biological process: negative regulation of protein kinase activity. Gene Ontology annotation, molecular function: protein kinase binding; calcium-dependent protein kinase inhibitor activity. The record is from RefSeq and is a predicted model, not a curated record.